AUGCCACGGCCGAUCCUGCACACCCUCUUUGCUAAGCCGGCCACCAGCAUCACCGUCCCCCUCCUCCUCCACGCCCGUCCCCUGCCCUUCAAGCCCUAUCUCAACUCCCUCUUCCCUGUCACCAUCCCCAUUCCCGACUUCAUCGUUGUCAUUGUCCUCAGGCGGUUCAUCUGCUCCGCCGCCUCCAUCAAAACCGCUGUAAACUGCUGUACCCCCCUCAUCCUCCAUGCCCUCCGAACCCACAACCGCCCCACCAUCAUCCCCUCCGCCACGGCUCCGUCCGCCGCCGCCUUCUCCAUAGCCAUCUCGGCCAAGCUCGCUCCCCCCAGCUUCCUUAUAUCCACAGUCAGUGGGGCCCCAGGAGCGGCCGCCUUACCGCCACUUGGCCCGGCAUUCUUGGCUGCAUCGGCCACGGUGUCAGAGCCGCCCAGGGCCGCCAUCACCCCUUCUAGCAAAUGGCCGGCCCUGCCCCGCCACCCCCGGGGUCACUGGCACUGGCGCCACUGCCGUUGCGACUGGGCCUUCUGGUGCCGGUGCAGCUGGCGCCGCUGCCUCCGUCCGUACCCAUUUAUUUGGCUGGAGGCCACUAUGGCCGCCGCUGCCAUGCCAUCCCCCUCGAUGGCCAACACUGCCACCGUACCCUCCCCUGGGUCCGAGCCGGGGACCUGGACCUGGGGCUCGACAAGGACAUAUCAGCUAUUCGGCAUUUUGGCAGAGCCAGAGUGA
Volvox carteri f. nagariensis is the source of this 726-nucleotide messenger RNA. RefSeq lists its product as uncharacterized. NCBI's taxonomy places the organism in Eukaryota, Viridiplantae, Chlorophyta, Chlorophyceae, Chlamydomonadales, Volvocaceae. The record is from RefSeq and is a predicted model, not a curated record. The coding region runs from base 1 to 726 and encodes 241 amino acids. The transcript is spliced from 3 exons.